This is a messenger RNA of Aegilops tauschii subsp. strangulata, 2805 nucleotides long. RefSeq names its product disease resistance protein Pikm1-TS-like. Lineage: Eukaryota; Viridiplantae; Streptophyta; Magnoliopsida; Poales; Poaceae. Gene Ontology annotation, biological process: defense response. The record is from RefSeq and is a predicted model, not a curated record. Gene Ontology annotation, molecular function: ADP binding; protein binding.
GGAGAAUGGGAAACAAUCAGAAGAUCUCUUCCACUGAAUACUCUGGGCAGCAGAAUUGUCACAACAACUCGUAUUAAUGCUAUAGCUGAGAAGUGGCGUGAUGAUUUUGAUGCCUUGAUCUAUAAAAUGGACACUGAAUGGGAUUAUGUUCGUGAAAUAUGGGCCUACAUAAUUGGUGAGGAAGAUGUUGCCGCUGGGAUGGUAGCAAAGUUUGACAUGGUUGCCGCAGAUUUUGAUUGUGACCAUCCUGUUGUGCACAUGUGCGGUGGUAUGCCAUUAGCACUAGUCUGUAUGUUUUCAGCGUUGGCAAAGGAGCAAGAACAACAAGGGCUGCAUGUAAAGAAGGCAAGUGAUGUACAAGAUAGGAUUUGGGAAAAAGUAAAGCGAAAUGGAAUCCAGAAUACUCCAGGUUUUGAACCAUUGGUCGAGAGUUUGCAGCUGGGCUACAUCCAUCUUCCUCAUCAUAUGCUGAAGACUUGCCUUUUGUACUGCUGUAUAUACCCUGAGGGUCGGGAGAUUGAAAGGGGUCAUUUGAUGAGGAGAUGGACCGCAGAAAGAUUUGUCUGUAAAGAGGAGAUAGCAAAAGGUUAUUUUGAAGAGCUUGUUAACAGGGGAUUGAUUCCGUUUGUAAAGAAAAGAUACAGUGAGAACUAUGGCAAAUACAGAGUGCACCCCGUGAUGCGAAAUUUCCUUAGAUGCAAACUCCGAGAAGACAAUUUCAUUACAUGCAGUUCUGAUAUUCCAGCGUCAUAUGCCUGCCGAAUCCGUUUGCUCUGUAUCGAUGAGGAUCCGAUGUCAGACUCAGGCUCUGUAACGGAUGAUGGUCCCAUGUCAGAAAUUGAUUGGUCCCAUAUUCGGUCCCUUGUUGUGUUUGGAAGUGCCAGGAGAGCCCGCUUGGGACAGUUGAAAUGUCUGCGUGUGUUAGAUCUUCAGUUCAAUGAGGGUCUUGAGAAUGACGAUCUGAAGGAUAUGUGUGGCCUAUUCCGUGUGAGGCACCUGUUUGGCCUUCGUGGGAGGUUUAUAAGUGAGAUCCCACCAGAAAUACGGGGGCUGCAGCAUCUGGAGACUUUGGAAGUGAGGGGAACACGGAUCACAGGCCUACCCGUUGAGAUUGGAAAGCUGCAGCAUUUGAAGAACCUGGACUUGAAGCAGAACGAGUAUCUCAAGGAGGUGCCUAGGGUGAUCCGAGACCUGCAGCAUUUGGAGAAUCUUUCCUUGAAUACAACAGGCAUCACAGAGCUACCCAGGGAGAUCAUCACGAGACUACCACAAUUGAGGAGCCUUGACGUGAGUAGAAACCCAAAAAUCACCGAGUUACCCAGUGAGAUUUGGAACCUCCAGCAUUUGAGGACACUGAAUUUGGGUAACACACAGAUCACACAACUGCCUCGGGAGGUUGCGAACCUCCAGAAUUUGGAGACUCUGAACUUGAACCGCACACGUAUCAGAAAGCUGCCUCGGGAGAUCGGCAAACUGCAGCAUCUGGAAUCACUGAACUUGUACCUUUCAUUGGUGAGGAAGAUACCGAUGGAAAUGGAAGGACUUAAUAAACUGAAGAGUUUGGUAACAGAUGGGUUCAACGCAUUGCCCUGGGAAGCUGCUAAGCUUUCACGAUUGUUGGGAUUGCCCGAGGGUCUCUGCCAAAUUUGGAAGAACAGUGAUGUGGUGUCUUCGCUAGCCGGGGAGAUCCUGCAUUUGAAGUUCACUCAGCUAUUGGGCCUAACCAUCGGCACGAAACAGAUGCGCAUCCCGCGGUGGAUCAAGGAUCACUUCAGUGACCUGGGCACCUUGGACAUCAGGGUCUGUAAGCUAGAGGAGGAUGGUCUCAAGAUUCUGCGGGAGAUGCCCAACCUUCAGAUUCUCGACCUGUACUUCGAAGUCGUUCCGAGAGAGCCGGUAGCCAUCAGAGGUGGAGGGUUUCCCAGGCUUAUGAGACUCACUAUUGACAGCCGAGUGCCACGGGUGUUCUUCCAGGAAGGAGCUAUGCCCAUGCUCGAAUGGCUUGUUAUCGUGUUCCAGUUCUAUGCUGGCCCACCAAAUAGAGAUCCUGUCGGUAUCAAUCAUCUCACGGAACUCAGCAUAGUCCAGAUUCGUUGUGAAAAGGAAUGCUACAGCGCAGACGCCCCAUGCAUCAGCGCCACAAUUGACGUCCUUCGAGAAGAAGCCUGGGAGCAUCGCAACGAUGUGUUAUUUUCUGUCACUGGUUACCGUUCAGGGACUUACGCAGCGAACAAAAAUAGUGCAGAUAUUUUGGAAGAGGUCAAUGACGCUUGCAGCAGUGAGACGGGCGAGUUCGAACGAGGAGGAGAGCAGCAGCAGGGUGAGAUGGAGGAAGAGCGGAGCCAGGCAUAACUGUCAUACACGAAAUAUAAUGCUGCAGGCUAUGUGGCGCUUCCCCACGUAUCGUCCGUCCCAGACCAGACGUGGUGACAUCGGGGCUACACAAGACGCACAGCCUGCCGGCCUGUACUACAACACUACAUCCACGACGCUUUGUUUUUCCCUUACAUGCACCGUGUUUUCAAGAUAUUUCCUUGCUUCAAUGUCCCAUGCCGGCCUUACUUCUACCUGUACUAUUCAACAAGCAGCGCACGUGGGCACUGCGUGUACUGUGCAGCCGCGGCGGCUGGAAACAUUAGGCUCUAUCGCCGCGGGGCUGCUUCCCAUCCACCCACCUUCUCUUUGCCCAUGUGUCAUAUGCCCUUCCUGUUUGUGGCGGUUCUCCGGUGGGGUCUUCAACCGGCCUUGUCGCGGCGGCCCAGGUGGCACUCCACUUUGUGCACUGCUACCAGACACACAUGUGUG